Pieris macdunnoughi is the source of this 1041-nucleotide messenger RNA. The record is from the annotation of a GenBank genome assembly. Lineage: Eukaryota; Metazoa; Arthropoda; Insecta; Lepidoptera; Pieridae.
AUGCCAAAUAUAAUUAACGAAGUUAAAUUAGACUUCAAGGAUGUGUUGUUGAGACCUAAAAGAAGCACAUUGAACAGUCGGAAUGAUGUAGAUCUAUUCCGGGAGAUAACAUUCCGUAACUCCGGUCAGACGUACCGUGGUGUACCUGUGAUGGCCAGCAACAUGGACACAGUGGGGACAUUUGAAAUGGCGCAGGAGUUGUCCAAGCAUGGACUAUUCACAUGCAUACACAAAUACUACAGCCUGGAGCAGUGGAAAAAAUUCGCACAAGAUAACCCGAAAUGUUUAGAACAAAUGGCUGCAAGUUCUGGCACAGCAGAAGCUGACUUCGAUCGCCUAUCCGAGAUUUUAAAUAACGUCCCAGAAUUAAAAUUCGUCUGCUUGGAUGUGGCGAAUGGUUAUUCACAGCACUUCGUAGAAUAUGUCCGACGGGUUCGGGCUGGCUUUCCCAAACAUACAAUCAUAGCUGGCAAUGUAGUAACUGGAGAAAUGGUUGAAGAACUCAUUCUAUCUGGGGCUGAUAUUAUAAAGGUCGGAAUAGGCCCAGGGUCAGUAUGCACUACACGAAUUAAGACGGGUGUGGGAUACCCGCAGCUGUCAGCCGUCAUUGAAUGCGCCGACGCAGCACAUGGACUAAAGGGUCAUAUCAUUUCGGAUGGUGGUUGCACCUGCCCCGGCGAUGUUGCGAAGGCAUUCGGCGCUGGUGCAGACUUUGUCAUGGCCGGUGGGAUGUUCGCCGGUCACGAUCAAUGUGGUGGAGAUGUAGUCACAAAGCCAGACGGAAAGAAAGUCAAGUUGUUCUAUGGGAUGUCUUCUUCGACAGCCAUGUUGAAACAUUCUGGUGGCGUUGCUGAGUAUCGUUCUUCGGAAGGUAAAACAGUAGAAGUGGAAUACAGAGGAGAUGUAGCGGUCACCGUAAAAGACAUUUUAGGUGGUCUAAGAUCGACGUGUACUUAUGUCGGAGCGGCGAAAUUAAGAGAACUGCCCCGACGAGCCACCUUCAUCAGAUGCUGCAGACAAGUGAACGACACUUUCUCGUAA